UAGAAACGGGCGCUAUUAUGCCCUUAAUGCCCUCGCACGCCAGAGACACCAUCGGAGUGGAGGAUGAGAUUGGAUUCGUACUAUGCUCUGCUCCUGCUGCUCGUUUCCUUCAAUAUCGCUGCCGGUAAAGAUGAAGGAGUUUGUAUUUCGCCCGGUGGUCGGUUUCCUAGAUUUUCCAAUGAAGGUAGACCUCCAAGGAAGGUAAAUAAAGGACCAAGAGAUUUGAACCUGUGCAGGGUGUUCCGAGGGAAGACUUGCUGUGACAUAAGCCAAACACACCCUACAUUGUUGUCAAUUAGGAGGUUGUCGUCUGCGGGUGAAGCGAGCCAAGAGUGUUUGCACUUGUGGGAAUUGUUGGAAUGUUCCAUUUGCGAUCCGUAUGUCGGCGUCCAGCCCGGUCCUCCUCUUAUAUGUGCCUCUCUCUGUGAUAGAGUGUAUCAGGCUUGCUCCAAUGCAUACUUUGCAGUUGACACAAAGACUCAGGUUCUUGCACCAUGCGGAGUGAAUGACUUCGUUUGUGGAAGGGCCUCAGAGUGGAUCUCAAAUGGAACAGAACUCUGCAGGAUUGCCGGGUUCUCAGUCAAAUCGGUGUAUGAUGAUCCGGAAGAAGUGACUUGCUACGGAGGAAAAUCUAGUAGGGAUUCCAUAUCUAAAUCAUGGGGAACAUCGAACUCCAAGUAUACACAAACUGCUCACAGCUCAAGUACAGUGGAGGGUUUCAAGCACUGGGUGGAAGACAUUCUUUUCAGUGAAAGAGUAUCUUGGGCAAUAGGUGGAAUGGUUCUGACUGCAGGACUUCUAUUUGUCAGCCAACGCAGAAGCCGCAGGCAACGCUACAAACAAGCAGCUAUCAAACGCACGGUAAGAAAAUUGAACCCAGGCUCUCAGGUCAGGGAAGCAAGAAGGCAAGUGGAAGAUAGAUAGAGAGUAGAUUGUGAGAUCGAUGUGUUGUGCUCCAAUGUCUAGUUGUAGUUUCAAAAAUUGUUUUCCCAUUGCUUUUUUAGCAUUCUCUCUUCUAACUUUUCAUUUUUAAUAUACAUAUGCACUGUCAUUCGUGAAAUGGUAUUGAUGAUAUAUGUUACAAAAGUUCAUAAUUUUGAUUCGAUUUGUGUUUCGUACAAAUUUAUGCAAUAUGUUUUAAUCCUAU
This is a messenger RNA of Cuscuta campestris, 1147 nucleotides long. The record is from the annotation of a GenBank genome assembly. NCBI's taxonomy places the organism in Eukaryota, Viridiplantae, Streptophyta, Magnoliopsida, Solanales, Convolvulaceae.